Molecule: messenger RNA, 3024 nt
Organism: Microdochium trichocladiopsis
Lineage: Eukaryota; Fungi; Ascomycota; Sordariomycetes; Xylariales; Microdochiaceae
Product: p115 like vesicle tethering protein
Exons: 6
Coding region: 1-3024 (1007 amino acids)
Biological process (GO): vesicle fusion with Golgi apparatus; transcytosis; intracellular protein transport
Cellular component (GO): endoplasmic reticulum; cytoplasm; ER to Golgi transport vesicle membrane
Source: RefSeq, a predicted model, not a curated record
AUGUUUUCCAGCAUCGCUACUGCUCCGGCGAAGCAGUCCGUCGGCGAGACCAUCACGGUGCUGAGCGGGCGAUUGAGCUCUGCGACUCUGCUGGAGGACCGUCGAGCUGCCAUCCUUGGACUUCGAAGCUUUGCCAAAGAAUAUCCAGCUUCGGUUGCCUCUGGUGCGCUUCGUAGCUUGAUCGAGAGCUUGUCAAAGGAUGCGGAGGAUCCCGAGACUGUCAAGUCGGUCCUGGAGACUCUCUUGAUGCUCUUCAAUCCGAACCAGAACAGUCCCGAAGCAUCUGAAGACAUUGCCCUCUGGCUUGCCGACGAAUUCACCCAACGCGACCAUGUUACUCUGCUCCUCGAUUUCCUCGAAACCCUCGAUGCGCACGUUCGGCUCUAUUCUAUGCAAUUGAUCUCUGCCAUCCACUCCGCUCGCACCGACCGAACAGAAGACUGCGUCCUCGCUGCUCCAGGAGGCCUGUCCAAGCUUGUUACUGUCCUUGACGAUCGUCGGGAAGCCGUACGGAACGAGGCGCUGUCUCUGCUCACAUACCUUACAGCAUCCUCGCCAACAAUCCAGCAAAUUGUUGCCUUCGAGAGCGCAUUUGAGAGAGCUUUCGCCAUUAUUGCAGCUGAAGGGUCACUUGUAGAGGGCGAGAGGGUCGUGGAAGACUGCCUUAUAUUCGUUGCGAAUCUGCUGCGACUGCAUCCCAAGAACCAGGCCCUGUUCCGAGAAAGCGGCUACGUUCAGCAGCUGUCAAAACUGCUGGAGAGCACGUACCAGGCCAGAGACCCGGAGGAGGAGCUGGCACAAUGGGCCCAGGAGCAGCGCGGGAGAAACACAUACGCUCUUCUUGCCGUACUUCGUCUUUUCUUGGUCCCUGGGGCUGAGGGGACACUCAAGAACCAAGCUGCCUUCUGGCAGCACGGUGUACUAUAUCAUGCCUUGCAACUUGCCUUCGACCAUGGCUCUCAGCUACCUAUCAAGGCGGAAGCUCUUACUGCGUGCUCAGACAUCAUUCUUGGUCACCCAAAAUUACAAGAAGGUUUCGCGCAGCUGCAGGUGCCUUCAGUCUUUGAAACUCCGCAAGCGCCAACAAAUGGAAACACGGCGAAGCCCAAAGCAGUGCCCAUGGUCUAUGUAAUCGAUGGUUUGCUCGACCUUGUGCUUGGCCUCCCUGUUCUACAAGCCUUCGAUCUUCGAUAUGCGGCCUGCCAGUGCAUCAAGGCCUACUUCCACAACCACCCCGAGAUCCGGCUACAUUUCCUGCGACGAGCCAUCGAAGGCCACUCCUCUGGGGCGGACGAAACCGCGAACGUGCUGACCACUUUGCUACAACCUCUCGAUAACACUGCUUCGUUGGAUCCUUACCGCUUCUGGUUUGCUGCGGUCAUUACUUUUCAUCUCAUCUUUGAGAAUGUAGAGGGCAAGGCGUUGGCUAUGGCCGUCACCGAGGGAGAUGCUGAGAGUGGCGAGGAGGUUGUCACAAGCAUCCAGACUGUCACUGCGCAUCUGCUCAGUGCUCUGUCUCGAGCGGACGACGAACGCAUCGUGAUAGGGUACCUGAUGCUUCUUGUCGGCUGGUUAUUUGAGGAUCUCGAUGGCGUGAACGACUUCCUGAACGAGGGCGGUUAUAUCACGACUCUUGCCACAAUCGUCAAUCCUGCCAGGCAAGAUCCCACGCAGAGUGCCUUGGUACAAGGCUUGUGUGCUGCCCUUCUUGGUGUAGUGUACGAGUUUUCGACAAAAGACUCUCCAGUGAGCAGAUCAACCUUGCAUACGGUCUUGCUCGAAAAAGUCGGGCGCGACAAGUACGUCGAUACCCUCACGAAAUUCAGGAGUCAACCCUUCGUGCGCGAUUUUGAGGUCAUACCAGCCAAACUGGGCAAUUCCGGGGAGCUGCCAGAAGUUUUCUUCGACGCUCAGUUCGUGGACUUCUUCAAGGACAACUACAGCCGCCUGGUGAAAGCCAUUGAUCGCGAACCUGGUCUGGAAAUCUCCGUCGUUACGAACGGCGUGGAGAAAGGUGUCUCUCGUGAGUUGGUCGACUCGUUGCGAGCGCAACUAGCGGAAAAGGACAGGGCCUUGCAAGAUGCGGUAGACGAGAGUGCUGCUCUGGAGGCGAAAUUGAGCGUUGAGCAAGUCGAGAACCGGAAGACCAAAGAACUCAAUGCAACCGAGAUGGCACGCAUACGGAAUAUCAACGAGGCGAUGCAAAGACAUCAUGAUGAGGACAUCAGAAACCUCGAAGCACAACAGAAGCUCAAAGAGGAGGCGCUUCAGAAGCAGCUUGACGCAAUUCGCGCAGAGAUGGAAGCCAAAGCUGAAAUGGCAUUGAAAGCGCAGAGGAAGAAGGAAAUUGACCUGCAGAAGGAGAUUGACGGCUUGCGCAGGAGCUUGGAGGCUGAGAAGGCGCAAAUCCGGCAACAAGUCGACGCAGAGAGGGUGCAGCUGCAGAAACAGGCCGACGCUGAGAAGGCCGAACUCCAGAGGCAACUCGACUACAAACUCGAGACGGCGGAGACUGAUUCUGUGCGUGCAAAGCGCCGCGUUGAGGCGGAGAUCGCAGACCUCAAGGCGACCAUCAGUCGACUUGAAGUCGACCUCAUGAAGGCGAACAAGGCCAAGACUCAAGAAGUCAAGGCUGCGCAGGACAAAGGAUCUGCAGACCUCGCCAGUCAGGAGAAGAAGGCCAAAUCAUUUGAGCAAAAAAUCAAGGACCUCGAGGCUAAGCUCAAGAAGGCUGAGGAGAAAACCAAGGUAUCCGAUAAGCAAAUUGAAGAACUCGAGAACGACUUAGCGAAGAAGGCGGAAGAGUCAUCGAAGUUCACGAAACAGCUGAAGGAGAAGGAUGACGAAAAGGCGGCCACGCAGACCGAGCUGGACGACUUGCUUAUGGUUUUCAGUGACCUUGAAGAAAAGGUCGAGAAGUACAAGCAACGGCUCUUGGAAGCUGGCGGAACCGUCUCAGACGCGGACGAUGGCAGCGAUGACGAGGACGACGAAGACGAUGAAGACGACGACGAGGUCGACUGA